GAAUAAUCAAACACAAAAGACAAAAACCUUUUCCCCCAUCUUCUCACCCUCUGUUUCUACAUUUUCCUCUGUUUUUUUUUCCCGAGAAACAGAAGGAAAGUUUCUCUUUGUCUUCCGGAAUGAGAGAUUUUUGUGAAUAGGGUGGCUGCACCCAUCUUAAGUUUCGUGUUGAGGUUAAAGAAGAUUACAUUUAUAUCGUUAAAUUCUCCAGCUUUUUUUUUUCAUAUAUUCUGUGUAUUGAAAAUCAUCACUUUAUCUUCUCAGUUUUGGCUAUGCAAGAAACUUUCUCGCAAUUCACUAACGGCAAAGUUGUUAAAGGUUCCUCCUUUGAUUAGAUUCACAAGUUAGGGUUUUUUGGGAACGUACUUGGCUUUAGCAUUUGAGAUAGCCAUGGAUUCUGAGUUGAGUUUUCCUUCAAGAGACGUUGUGAAAUGCUGUGACUUUGGUUGUGAUUAUCCCAUUGGGGCAUGUUCUUCAGAUUCUUGGACUAGAACGGUGAAAAGAAAGUUCAACAAAGAAGGGAACAACACUAUGUUGUUGUUACGAGGCUCUUCUGAUUCAUCUUCAAACGCAAAGUUACUAGUUGAGAACCAAUGUGCUGCUUUACUUGAGGAUCUCUCUAGCCAAAGAAAGACAGUGAAAGAGCUUGACUUGGAGCUUGAGGAGGAGAGAAACGCUGCUGCUUCAGCAGCUAACGAGACAAUGUCGAUGAUACUUAGGUUGCAGAGAGAAAAGGCUGAGAUACAGAUGGAAGCUCGGCAGUUCAAAGCGUUUGCUGAGGAGAAGAUGACGCAUGACCAAGAAAAGGUUAAGGUUCUUGAGGAGUUGUUGUAUGAGAAAGAGCAAGCUAUUGAGGUUUUGUCUUAUGAGGUUGAAGCUUACAAGGAUAUGUUGCUGAGUUAUGGGAUAACAGAAGCAGAGAUGCAUGAUCAGAUUCUUGGUUUUGGUAGAGACUCUAGCACGGUUGGUAUUGAUCUUUACCCGUGUGAGUACACUUUGAAAUGUAGUGUGGAUGAUGAGAAUCCGAGUGGACCAGAUGGUAAUGUUGAGGUUGUGGAAAAGGUGAUGGUUGGUCAGUCUCCAAGGUGGCCAUACUAUGAUCCAAAUUCGCCUUUGGGAGCUGCAAAAGAGAGAAAUGGAACAUGUUUUGCAGACUCUCCUAUGUCUUGUAGUGGUGAUAGAGAUUAUACUAUUGACUCCAUUCAUGAUGAUGAGCCUAGUAAGAUUAUCAAGGGAAAGUUGAACGGUGAUCACUGGACUUCUCCGAGGUACCAAGAACCGGUGGUCAUGACUCAGCAAGGUGUUAAUGAGCCGGAUGUUGAGAAGCUUUACACGAGGCUUCAAGCACUUGAGGCUGACAGAGAGUCAUUGAGACAUACCAUUGUAUCUAUGCGAACAGACAAAGCUCAAUUGGUGUUGCUGAAAGAGAUAGCACAGCAUUUAUCAAAGGAUACUGUUGCAACAAACAGGAGAAACCUAGCUAGCAAAAUACCAUCUUUCAAAGCAUUCUGCGUAGUAACGUUCUUCAAGUGGAUUGUGUCUUUCGUUUCUUGGAGAAGGAAAACCAAGCAAAACAAGUAUGUGUACAACUUGUCAGCGAAUAAUAUGGGGAUGCUUAUGAUUCUAGGUGAGGGAUCUCGCACUAGGAGAUGGAGCUGUUUAACAAGUUCACAUGUCUAG
Eruca vesicaria subsp. sativa (arugula) is the source of this 1680-nucleotide messenger RNA. The record is from the annotation of a GenBank genome assembly. NCBI's taxonomy places the organism in Eukaryota, Viridiplantae, Streptophyta, Magnoliopsida, Brassicales, Brassicaceae.